Messenger RNA from Cladocopium goreaui, 4527 nucleotides. NCBI's taxonomy places the organism in Eukaryota, Dinophyceae, Suessiales, Symbiodiniaceae. The record is from the annotation of a GenBank genome assembly.
AUGAUCAAGCUGCAGGAGAUUGGGGAUCUACAAAAAGGCCCUGCUGACAUGAUGCUGCUGGACAGUGGGGCGACACACUCACUGAGGAGGGCAAGAUCAUGGGCGGAAUGGGAAGAUGCGUCUCCAACUAUUGUGGCAUUGGCACAGGGAACAACAUCAAGUUUGAGAAUCAAAACGGGCACCAAUACUUUGAUGGCAAAGCCUGAGGAUGACAGCUUUGGCAACGGCAUUUUGCCUAUGGGUGCCUUGACGCGCUAUGGGUUUGAGGUUUCUUGGAUCGGGGGAGAGUGUAAAAAGAAGAGCCCUGCAGGUGAGGACAUAGAUGUCCGGGUGAUCAGUGGCUGUCCUAUGAUUGAUUGUCAACUGGGCAUGAACAUGAUGAAGCAGCUCGAGGAUGACAGCCAGCGCACUGCAGCGAGAUCAGCGCUGGUGCGAGCCAUUCUUCAGCGGCCCAACCUGCUGAGUGAUCUACCUGCUUUGGACUCUGAGACACUGCUCACCCUCAUGUUGCGAAAAGAGUUCCCUGAUCUUCCAGAAUCGAUCUGUCAAAAGAUCGUGCCAAAAGUAGCUGAAGUUCGAGGUGAUCAACUGCCGUGGAAUCGACGACAGCGUCGAAGAAUUCUUCGAGCUCGCAGAGUGAUCUUGCAUCUCUACAGUGGCAAGGACCAGAAAACAUGGCAGCAACUGGAAGAUCCGCACACUGUGGUCAUUUGUGUGGAUCGUCUCAUCAACCCGAAGAUGGAUAUGAUGAACGACAAUCUGACUGAAGCAUGGAAACGAUUUCAAACUAGAUAUGCCUUGAAAUUGACCUCAUUUGAGCAGGGAGCUUUUGGACAUGCGAAGCCCAAACCCACAACGUUUGGACACAACAUGACGGGGCUUGAACAACUUGAGGGGGCGAAGUCUCCACGUGAAGUUCAUCAGCAAUCUCCCUGGCUUGAGCGACCACUUCAAGAGCGUCUGGCAUCAUCUUCCACAUGGUCGGAAUGGGCAGUGGGGCUGAAAGCAGCCUUGAUUGAGGGCUUGAGGAGGAAUCUGUCGUCACUUGAGGAUGGGCGUCGUCACACUGGGGCACCGGGCUCUGCGGAGGAGGCAUCUCGGGACUCUGGUGAUGAUGACAAUAAGCCCCCUCUAGAUUCCCCUCAGCUUUGCCCACUGUCUGAGAUUGCCCUUUCCAAAUGGAAGGCACACAUCCUUAAUGAUCAUCAACCUAUGAGGAGAGAUUGCAAAGUUUGUGUGGAAGCCGCAGGUCAGUCCCGACAUCACCGACGAAUCCAACAUCCAAGUGCCUACUGUCUUUCAGUAGACUUGGCAGGCAAGUUGAAGCGUGGCAAGGAUCAAUUUGGCACUGUUGGCACGUACAUCCUGAUCGGCUGUUACACUUUUCCAACCACAUUGGAUGAUGUUCCUCUAUGUGGACCAGGUCAACAUCGACCACCGGAGGAUGCUCCGCUACCAAGUUUGGAUGAGGUGUUGGACGAAGAUGGGUUGGAUGGCAAUGUGGAGGACGGAGAGCUUCCACGUUUUGAAGCUGAGGUGGAGGAACAACAGGAUGAUCAGGAUGAUGCUGCAACGAAACGGGCAAAGAUAGCAUACGACAGUUGGAUGAAAUUGGUGGAGGAUCACAAGCAAGUGAAGGUGAAGACACUGACAUUUGCGGAGGUCAUCACAUCUAGAGCUACUGGCCAUGUUUUGGAGGGCUUAGCAAGAAUCUAUGCCAGGAUCAGAGGCUUGGCGCUCCCAGUCCUACGCCUACAUGCUGACCGUGCAAGAGAGCUGACAUCAAAAGCCGUUCCGUCGUGGUGUCACAGUAGGGAUAUGGUAGCAACCUACACCUCUGGUUCUGAUUGGAAGAGCAAUGGACGGGCGGAGAAUGAGAUUGGCAUUGUAAAGCGGCAUGCAAAAAUCUUGAUGAGGGCACACAACGUUGAUGAACAGCGAUGGCCCAUUUUGGUGAAGCAUGCUGCAGAACGACGUUUGCGAUGGCAGCUCCAACAAGUUGGCUAUCCAGUGCCGGAUCUCUUGCCCUUCUACACCAAGGUCCUUGUCAAGCGCAAGUCCUGGAAUCAACGAUAUGCUGCAUGGAGGUGGGAACGUACCCCUGGUCGAGUUUGUGGUCCUGACCCAUGGUCAUCAUUAACAUCAGGUGGGUACUGUGUGCAGCUGGAGGACGGGACAUACCUUGCAUCCACUGAUGUGGUGGUCGAACAAUCAGAGCUUGGGGAGGGAUUGCAACUGGACCUUGUGGUACAAGAACAAUUUCAAACUCCAGGUGGUCAACAAAUUGCUGAAGUUCCUCGGCGCCGAUUGCGCUACAAGCAAGGUGUCCCUCAGGUAGCAAGAUUAGAGUUGGCAUCCAACUCGGGGGAGAAUGUGAUGGUGCAGGUGAGUGAUAGUAGCGAUGAAGUGGAGAGAAAAAGGCUUCUUCAAAUGCACCACGCGACCUCCACAAUUUUGUCUGAGGAGUGCAUCUUGAUUGAUGACAUGGAUCCAAUGCAUGCGGCAUGUGUUCCAGCGUUGGCUAUGCUGGCUCAUCAGAAGUUUGAUCUGGAAAUCCAACUGCGAGCAAUAGACGUUGAGCGUCAAAAGGUUGCGGAGGUGCCACGAAAUGAGGCAUUGGAGAUGGCAAAGGUGGAUGGCAGAAAGUAUGAGGAGCUUCCUAGCAAAGUGGUCUUCACCAGGAAAAUGGGUGGAAAAAGAAAGGUGAGAGCUUGCAUCUGUGGCAACUAUGAGGAUGAAGUUGCUACUUCAACAUAUGCGGGUGGCUGCGAUGCUUCGCAAAUUCGAAGCGUGGUGAGGCAUGCUAGCCUCAAACAAUGGGCCAUACACUGCACCGACAUCAAGUGUGCCUUUUUGAAUGCUGAGAGGAAGGACCGCACCAAAUUGAUCGGGAUGUCCAUCCCCAACAUCUACGUCAAAUUGGGUGUGGCGUCUCAUCAGGAUAUUUGGCUGGUAGAUGCUGCGAUGUACGGGUUAGUCUCCAGCCCAAGAGACUGGUCUGAUCAUCGUGAUAGUGUGAUCCCCUCCAUGGUUUGGCACAGAGAAGAGGCUGAGAAGAAAUGGAAGGGCAGUUUCCAUCGAGCUGCUGAUCAACAUUUGUGGCAUCUACGUGAAACAUGCUUGGAAACGGGGGAGGUGAAAAAUUGUGGUAUCAUGGCGAUCUAUGUUGAUGACGUUUUAUUAGCUGCUGAACAUCGGGUUGCAACCAGUGCCCUGGAAGCCAUUGCAUCGAUCUGGGAGUGUUCAAAGCCUGAAGAAGCGACCCUUCAACGAUCGGUGACUUUUUGUGGCUUCGAGAUUCAGCAGAACAACCGAGAAGAUGGAGGAGGGUACCGACUUCACCAACAGAGCUAUGAGGCAGAACUCACCAAAAAGUGGGAGGUUGAAGAAGUCCGACAGCAACUGGAUUUCAAGUUACCUUCUCCAGAGGAAGAAGGCCUUUUUCAGAAAAGUGAAGACCAAGAUCUCAUCAGAAAAGCACAAGCCUGCACUGGGGCCUUGCUAUGGUUAGCAACUCGCACACGUCCUGAACUUUGUGUUGGUGUGGCGGCGAUGUCAAGAUUGUGUACAAAAGCUCCUGAUCUUGCAAUCUCCAUUGGUCUGAAGAUGAUGGCAUAUCUUCGAAGACCUACCUUGGGAAUGAUCUAUGCUGAAAGUCCUGGUCCCAUCAAUGGAGCUCGAGGACAACUCAGCCUGCCUCGAUGUGAAAGAACUGUGGAAGCUUUUUCAGACAUCUCCUACGCUUCCACCAAGGGUUACAAGUCGUUGCAGGGUCAAGUCUACUAUUAUGCUGGAGCACCAGUGAUGUGGAGCACAAACCGCCAACCAUUUCCAACACAAUCAACUGCAGAGAGCGAGCUGGUGAGCCUUUGUGAAGCACUUGUUGGGGGCCGUGCAACAGCAUCUCUAGUUGCAGCAGUCCGAGAUGAACCUGAGGAGAAGCUGAUCAAGCGUCUUUGGGGCGACAAUGCAGCUGCCAUUGCAUUGGCCACUGGAGAGGGACAAGGAAGCUGGCGCACACGUCACUUGCGCAUUAGAGCAGCCAUCCUACGAUCAGCACUUCAUCACAAUGAAUGGCAUCUUGGACACCUGGCUGGCCGUGAGCUUGUAGCUGAUUCCUUUACAAAGGUGGUAUCUGGUUUGGCUUUUGAGCGAGCUUUGCAAGACUUGUGCAUUCAGGCAAAGGUGAACAAAACAACAAAUGGCGGAGGAAUCCGAAAGGAUCAAGAACAUGCGAAAGUAGCGAUGUUGGUUGGUGCCACUUUGCUUUCUAGCGCUGCUGCUACAGGUGAUGAUGAUGAAGGAGGUGAUGAGCUGUCCUGGCUUUGGACGAUUGGCUUAAUCCUGAUGUGCGUGGGUGCAGUCUACGUGGGCAACAAAGCUGUCCGAAGUGGCAUGUGGCUCUACAAGCGACUGCUGGGAACAUCGGGCGGCUCUGAAGUUCAACCAGUCAAAGGGCGUGAAGACCUUCCACAUCUUAGGAUGUUGCAGUGCAGCAGCAGUGAGGAGUCUGGAGUCGUGGAGUGA